Beta vulgaris subsp. vulgaris (sugar beet) is the source of this 3560-nucleotide messenger RNA. RefSeq names its product pentatricopeptide repeat-containing protein At3g02330, mitochondrial. Gene Ontology annotation, molecular function: protein binding; RNA binding. The record is from RefSeq and is a predicted model, not a curated record. Gene Ontology annotation, biological process: RNA modification. Lineage: Eukaryota; Viridiplantae; Streptophyta; Magnoliopsida; Caryophyllales; Amaranthaceae. The transcript has a single exon. The coding region runs from base 194 to 2812 and encodes 872 amino acids.
AAAAUAGUCUUAGGUGUACAAUGAGCAUGGUGAUACGAAUAAGGUGAUACCAAUAAGCUAUCACCAGUUCGGCGGUUCGACUAAUUAACUCACUCUGCCAUCAAUAUGUUUAAUUUCAAAGCCUUCCUACAGAAGAACUCAACGGACAAAAGGUCAACCAGCAACUUGGAAAAAUCAUGACUUUCAACAUAUUAUGGUGCCAAUUUAUUCCAAAAUUUCCUUCAGGAAAUCACUUGUUGUUUUCCAGCUAUCUUUUGUACGAUCAUCAUUCACCUAUACAGUUUCCACCUCUGAGUUGAAACACUUAGAAGUUUCUAAGAAGAAAACUUUCUCGCACAUUUUCCAAGAAUGUACUCAUCAACGAGCUCUAAAUCCUGGAAAACAAGCCCAUGCCCAGAUGAUAGUUUCUGGGUUCGAACCCACAAUCUUUGUGACCAAUUGUUUGCUUCAAAUGUAUAUAAAAUGCUCUCGUUUAGGGUAUGCUCACAAGGUGUUCGAUCAAAUGCCUCAACGAGAUACAGUGUCUUGGAACUCCAUGAUUUUUGGUUAUUCUGGGGAAGGAAAGAUGAAAGUUGCGCAAAUUCUAUUUGAUUUGAUGCCAAAGAGAGAUGUAGUGUCGUGGAAUACCUUAAUUUCAAGUUACUUACAAUGUGGGAAUCAUCAGAAAUGUGUGCAGAUAUUUUUGCAAAUUGUGAAAGAAGGGGUGUGCUUUGAUCAUACUACUUUAGCUGUUGUCAUGAAAUGUUGUUCAUUUUUGGAGGUUUAUAAAUUGGGCAUACAAAUUCAUGGCCUCGCGGUGAAAGCUGGUUUCAAGAGUGAUAUGGUCACAGGAAGUGCUUUAGUUGAUAUGUAUGCAAAAUGCAAGUAUUUGGAUGAGUCCUUGAGGUUUUUCUACGAAAUGCCGGAAAAGAACUGGGUUUGUUGGAGUGCUAUCAUUGCGGGUUUUGUUCAGAAUCACCAAUUUAUUGAUGGUUUGGAAUUGUUUAAAGAGAUGCAGAGACAAGGAGUUGGUGUUAGCCAAUCUACUUAUGCUAGUGUUUUUAGGUCAUGUGCAGGGUUAUCUGCACUUGGUUUAGGUCGUCAACUGCAUGCUCAUGCUUUGAAGACUGACUUUGGCACCGAUGUUAUUGUUGCAACUGCGACUUUGGAUAUGUAUGCAAAAAGUCAGAGUUUAGUCGAUUCUAGGAAGGUAUUUAACUCAAUGCCCAAACAUAGUGUGCAGUCCUAUAAUGCCAUGCUAGUUGGUUAUGUGCAAAGUAAUCAAGGUGCUGAAGCAUUGAAGUUGUUUCAUCAGCUGAUAACAUCUGGCAUUGGCUUUGAUGAAGUUACUUUGUCAGGUGCUUUUAGCGCCUGUGCUGUGGCUAAACAACUAUCAGCGGGCUGUCAACUACACGUUUUGGUUAUUAAGAGCAGUUUACGGUCUAAUAUUUGUGUAACAAAUGCAAUUCUGGACAUGUAUGGAAAAUGUGGAGAUGUUGUUGGAGCAGAAGGUGUAUUCAGUGAGAUGAUCAGAAAGGAUGCUGUGUCUUGGAAUGCGAUAAUUGCAGCUUAUGAGCAAAAUGGGCUGGCAGAGGAAUCUCUGCGCCUGUUUUCUUCAAUGCUGGCUUGUGGGAUGGAACCCAAUGAGUUCACUUAUGGCAGUGUUUUGAAAGCUUCUGCAGGAAAGCAACCUUCAAAAUGUGGAAUGGAGAUCCAUACUAGAGUUAUCAAAUCUGGUAUGGGCUUCCACCCUUUUGUGGGAAGUACUUUGGUGGAUAUGUACUGCAAGUAUGGGUUGAUCGAUGAGGCUAUGAAGCUUCAUGAUAGACUGGAGGAACAGAACAUUGUUUCAUGGAAUGCAAUUAUUUCAGGAUGUUCACCCCAAAAAGAGAAUGAGGAAGCCCUAAGAAUUUUUUCUCUGAUGCUGGAAAUGGGCAUUAAACCAGAUAAUUUUACUUAUGCAACAAUUCUAGAUACCUGUGCUAACCUUGCACUUGUGGGACUCGGGAAGCAAAUCCAUGCUCAAAUUAUCAAGCACGAACUGCAAACCGAUGUGUAUAUUGUAAGCACUCUUGUUGACAUGUAUUCAAAAUGCGGUAACAUGCUAGAUUCUCAGCUGAUGUUUGAAAGAUCUGUUCAUCGGGAUUUUGUGACAUGGAACGCAAUGAUAUGUGGCUAUGCUUAUCAUGGAUUUGCGGAAGAAGCUCUCAAAAUCUAUGAAGAUAUGAAGAAAGAGAAAGUAAAGCCGAACCAUGCAACAUUCAUUUCAGUUCUGCGGGCUUGUGGUCACAUGGGGCUUGUUGAAAAAGGCUGGGAUCACUUUUGUUCAAUGCAAAGCUAUGGGUUGGAUCCUCAACUGGAUCAUUAUUCGUGCAUGGUGGAUAUGCUAGGGAAGUCAGGGCAGGUUAGCAAGGCUCUACAACUUAUUGAAGAUAUGCCGUGUGAGGCUGAUGAUGUUAUUUGGAGAACCUUGCUCAGCGUUUGUAAGAUGUAUGGAAAUGUGGAGGUUGCAGAAAAGGCUGCAAAUUCCAUCCUUCAAUUGGAUCCCGAGGAUUCCUCUGUCUACAUUCUCCUUGCAAAUAUAUAUGCUGAUGCUGGGAUGUGGAAUGAGGUUUCGAGGAUAAGGAGGUCGAUGAAGGAUAAUAAGGUGAAAAAGGAGCCAGGUUGCAGCUGGAUAGAGGUGACAGGAGAUGUGCACACGUUCUUGGCGAAUGAAAAGGCUCAUCCAAGUCGUGAAGCAAUAUUAGAGGAACUUAAUUUGCUCUACACUGAGAUGAGAGAGAUUGAAUAUUUACCCGAGGAUGACUCUUCUCUCUAUAUUGAAAUUUGCUGAAUUGCAUAGAUGAAUUUUCUAAGGAGCAAGGAGUAGGCAAUGAUUGAUUGAUUGGUGAAUAGAUUCGAGCCACUGGACUCCUCGGCUGACUUGAUCCUAUGGAAUUUUAUAGCAAGGUGUAUUAAAUAUAAUCAUAUAAAGGCUUCAGUAUCCUGGCACUUCACAGGAUAUGGCGCACUAGAACCAGCAAUGUGUAUUCCACGAAACUGCACAAUGCUCGAAACUGUGGAACGAGUUGGUUACUUAGUAUGUGUCAAAUGGCGAAUUUACAUCCUAUGAGUCAUUCCUACUAGGAUUUUGGGACAUUCAAGUAUACUCAGUUGCCAAUGAUUUACUAAACGGAAACUUCUGCAACAGCCUGAUCAGUUAAACUUGAGGAACUUUUGGUUUUAUGGAUAAGUUUAGAGAUAAGUUUGUUCCUUUGGUGAUAUUUUUUUGACAAACCACAGGAUUAAUGGCUAAAUGGCUGCAACUGCAUUUCACAGAUCAGACCAAGUGGUUGAUGCUCUAGUUCUGAAAGAGGAGAAAUUGUCAUUCAGGAGCAUUUCACGUUAAAGUUUAACACACGCAGGAUUUUCUGCUGCUAAUUUUUGGUACAAGAACACAUGAGAAACAAUAUGUGUGUCUUAACUUAUUAAGGUACUUUUCAAAGUCUUCAACAAGACAUAUCAUUUCCUUAAUAUUUUUUAGAAGGAAAUAUAUUUUGUGAAUGAGGCAAAUUUGAACAAGUAAAGAGUUAUCAAUUAAA